UAAGGAAAAGCAGAUCCGUUUUCUUGAAAAUCGGAGUAUCCAUUAUCCACAUACAAAACGGCAAUUUCAAAGCAACCACAUUUAACGUAGCGCUCUCUCCAUCUCGAUCUCGUUUUAGUUGCUUCCUCAAACGUUCAGAUUUGACGUUUACUCCUGAAUCCAAUCAUAUUUUCUGUAUCGAAUGGCUUCGUCGGAGCAGUUAAUGGGCGGGAGCGGGACUAGUGGUCCCCGCUACGUCCAAAUGAAAUCAGAGCCGUCGACGCCGCAGCAGCAUCACCACCACCAACAGCAUCAUCAGUCGAUGUUGUCGUCCUUCUUCACUUUCACUCAGGGCGUCACCCCGGAGGCAACUUGGAUUUUCGACGAGUUGCCCAGGGCUACCAUCGUCUCUGUGUCUAGACCUGAUGCAGGCGAUAUUAGCCCCGUUCUUUUAUCUUACACCAUCGAGUUUCAAUACAAGCAGUUCAAGUGGCAGUUAUUGAAGAAAGCAGCACAAGUUUUCUAUUUACACUUUGCAUUGAAGAGACGAGCCUUUUUUGAAGAAAUUCAUGAGAAGCAGGAGCAUGUUAAAGAAUGGCUUCAAAAUCUAGGAAUAGGAGAUCAUGCGCCAGUGGUGCAUGACGAUGAUGAUCCUGAUGACGAGACUAUACCCUUGCAUAAUGAAGAAAGUGCUAAAAACAGAGACGUUCCAUCAAGUGCCGCCUUGCCAGUUAUACGUCCAGCCUUGGGGAGGCAGCAUUCCAUGUCUGACAGAGCAAAGGUCGCAAUGCAAGAAUAUUUGAAUCACUUUUUAGGAAACUUGGAUAUUGUCAACUCCAGAGAGGUUUGCAAAUUCUUGGAGGUCUCUAAGUUGUCCUUUUUUCCAGAAUAUGGCCCUAAGCUGAAAGAAGACUAUGUUAUGGCAAAACACUUGCCAAAAAUUCCUAGUAAUGAUGAUUCUGGGAAAUGUUGUGCUUGUCAUUGGUUUAGUUGCUGUAAUGACAACUGGCAGCAGGUGUGGGCUGUAUUGAAACCUGGAUUCUUGGCCCUGCUGGCUGAUCCUUUUGAUACAAAACCUUUGGAUAUAAUUGUUUUUGAUGUGCUACCAGCUUCAGAUGGUAGCGGUGAGGGUCCAAUAUCAUUAGCAGUAGAAACAAAGGAACGCAAUCCUCUACGUCAUGCAUUUAAGGUCAUAUGUGGUAAUCGGAGCAUAAAGUUACGAGCCAAGACUGGUGCUAGAGUUAAAGAUUGGGUUGCUGCAAUUAAUGAUGCUGGACUUAGGCCUCCUGAAGGUUGGUGUCAUCCUCAUCGCUUUGGCUCCUUCGCUCCUCCCAGGGGUUUGACUGAAGAUGGUAGUCAGGCUCAAUGGUUUGUCGAUGGUAGGGCAGCUUUUAGUGCCAUUGCUUCAUCAAUCGAGGGUGCUAAAUCAGAGAUAUUUAUUUGUGGCUGGUGGCUGUGCCCAGAACUUUAUCUACGACGUCCGUUUCAUGCCCAUGCAUCCUCUAAGCUUGAUUCUUUGCUGGAAGCCAAGGCUAAGCAAGGAGUUCAGAUUUACAUUCUUCUAUAUAAAGAGGUGGCUCUUGCUCUGAAAAUCAACAGUGUGUAUAGCAAGAAGAAGCUUCUUAGCAUUCAUGAGAAUGUGAGGGUUUUGCGUUAUCCUGACCACUUUUCUAGUGGUGUUUACCUUUGGUCCCACCAUGAAAAACUUGUUAUUGUUGAUCAUCAGAUUUGCUAUAUUGGAGGACUGGAUUUGUGCUUUGGCCGCUAUGACACAGGUGAACACAGAGUGGGUGACUGCCCUCCUCUUGUGUGGCCUGGAAAGGAUUAUUAUAAUCCAAGGGAAUCUGAACCUAAUUCAUGGGAAGAUACAAUGAAAGAUGAACUGGAUCGUGGAAAAUAUCCUCGAAUGCCUUGGCAUGAUGUCCACUGUGCCCUAUGGGGACCACCAUGUCGUGAUAUAGCUAGGCAUUUCGUGCAGCGUUGGAACUAUGCAAAGAGAAAUAAAGCUCUUUAUGAGGAAGCAAUCCCACUGCUUAUGCCUCAGCAGCACAUGGUUAUUCCACACUAUGGGGGAAACAGCAAAGAGUUGGAGGUUGAAAAUAAGAAUCUUGAAGAUAAUUGUAAGGGAAUUAAAAGGCAGGAUUCAUUUUCCUCUAGAUCAUCUUUACAAGAUAUCCCUCUACUUUUACCUCAAGAAGCUGAAGGACCAGAUGUUUCUGAUGGAUGCUCAAAAUUAAAUGGGUUAGACUCCACUCCUGGCAGAAGUCUCUCUCUUGCCUUUCGGAAAUCCAAAGUUGAACCUGUAGUUCAAGAUAUGCCAAUGAAAGGCUUUGUGGAUGACCAUGGUAUCUUGGAUCUUCAUGUGAAAAUGUCUUUAGAUCUAUUGCCACAUACUGGCACCAAAACCUCAGAUUUAGAGUGGUGGGAAACACAAGAGCGGGGAUAUCAGGUUGGCUUAGGAGACGAAACUGGGCAAGUUGGUCCACGUACUUCUUGCCGUUGUCAGGUCAUAAGGAGUGUGAGCCAGUGGUCUGCUGGAACAAGCCAAAUUGAGGAGAGUAUUCACUGUGCCUAUUGUUCUCUCAUUGAGAAAGCAGAGCACUUUAUAUAUAUUGAGAAUCAAUUUUUUAUAUCAGGUCUUUCAGGAGAUGAAACUAUACGGAAUCGUGUUUUAGAAUCAUUAUAUCGUCGUAUUAUGCGAGCAUACAAUGAGAAGAAGUGUUUCAGGGUUAUUGUUGUUAUACCUCUGAUUCCUGGUUUCCAGGGGGGCCUGGAUGAUAGUGGUGCUGCAUCUGUGAGAGCGAUAAUGCAUUGGCAAUAUCGAACAAUUUGCAGAGGACAGAAUUCAAUAUUGCAUAAUCUUUAUGAUGUUCUUGGUACAAAAACACAUGAUUACAUUUCUUUUUAUGGUCUUAGAGCCUAUGGUCGACUUUUUGAUGGUGGUCCAAUAGCCACCAGUCAGGUGUAUGUGCAUAGUAAAAUCAUGAUGAUUGAUGACUCUGCAACCUUGAUUGGAUCUGCCAAUAUCAAUGAUAGGAGUUUGCUUGGUUCACGAGAUUCAGAGAUUGGUGUACUUAUUGAAGACAAAGAGUUGGUUGACUCAUCAAUGGGAGGAAAGCCUUGGAAAGCUGGAAAAUUUUCUUUGAGUCUUCGCCUUUCAUUGUGGUCCGAACACCUUGGUCUUCAAGCCAAAGAGAUCAAUCAAAUAAUGGACCCAGUAAUCGAUUCAACUUACAAUGACAUGUGGGUUGCAACUGCAAAGAAAAAUACCACCAUCUACCAGGAUGUCUUUUCUUGCAUUCCCAGUGAUCUUAUACAUUCCAGAUCUGCACUUAGACAAAGCAUGGCCUUUUGGAAAGGUAGAAUUGGUCACACUACCAUUGAUUUAGGAAUAGCCCCAGAAAAGUUUGAAUCUUGCCAAAAUGGAGACAUAAAAAAAAUUGAUCCCAUGGAAAGAUUGCAAGCGGUCCGUGGAUAUCUUGUUUCUUUGCCUUUGGAUUUCAUGCGCAAGGAAGAUCUAAGACCUGUAUUUAAUGAGAGCGAAUAUUAUGCUUCUCAAGUGUUUUAUUAGUCGUAUAGUAGAUGAAGGUCAUCUCAAUUAUGGAGCAACAGCCCAAAUAUUUUUCAUCCUUGGGUAAAUGCUGUUGUUGCCAAGGUCAGUCUACCAUCUGGUGGUAAGCAAUGGGACAUGACUGACAGUAUUAUGCAAAAGUUAGGUUAAAUUGCAGUUUUUUUUUUAUUAUUUUUUUUUUCAAACGAAGUUGCAAAUAUAAUUGAAGGAGAGGAAAAGGAAAAUGGAAAAAGAAAGAGUUGGGGGCUCUAUUUAUGAUGGCCUCUUGGCGAAUGUAAUAUGAACAGUACACUGUUGUACCAAAUUCAUGAUCUACCUUCUUAGGUAAUAAUGCUUCACAAGCGUCCUAUUCUUUUA
This is a messenger RNA of Hevea brasiliensis (rubber tree), 3907 nucleotides long. Its product is annotated as phospholipase D zeta 1-like. The record is from RefSeq and is a predicted model, not a curated record. Gene Ontology annotation, biological process: phospholipid catabolic process; phosphatidic acid biosynthetic process; intracellular signal transduction. The coding region runs from base 182 to 3550 and encodes 1122 amino acids. The transcript is spliced from 20 exons. NCBI's taxonomy places the organism in Eukaryota, Viridiplantae, Streptophyta, Magnoliopsida, Malpighiales, Euphorbiaceae. Gene Ontology annotation, cellular component: plasma membrane. Gene Ontology annotation, molecular function: D-type glycerophospholipase activity.